Messenger RNA from Lytechinus variegatus (green sea urchin), 1167 nucleotides. RefSeq lists its product as uncharacterized. The transcript has a single exon. Bases 1 to 1167 code for a protein of 388 amino acids. Gene Ontology annotation, molecular function: catalytic activity. Lineage: Eukaryota; Metazoa; Echinodermata; Echinoidea; Temnopleuroida; Toxopneustidae. The record is from RefSeq and is a predicted model, not a curated record.
AUGGACAUCUCUGUAAUCUACAGGCCUCCUGGUGGACAUAGCUUUUCCAGAUUCCUAGAUGAAUUCUCUGAUUUCCUGGAUAGACGCAUAUAUCGAACUCCACCUUUUAUCAUCACUGGCGACCUGAACAUUCACCUAGACAAUAACUCUUCACCCAACACACAGAAGUUUAAUGAUCUAAUUAGCGGUCACACCAUCUCUCAACUAGUUGAUACUCCAACACACGACAGAGGUCACAUCCUUGAUGUCGUCAUGGUUAGGGACUCUGAUGAUCGAGCUCUCUUAUCGAAGCCUCGAGUCAUACCUGGCAUCUCAGACCACUCUGCCAUCUUAUGGAAGGUCAACUUUCCCAAGCCGAGUCGGUCCCAGUCCACUAUAAUCAGUCGCAACAUCAACAACAUCGACAGGGUGACUUUUGCGAACGACAUCACUAAAUGUGACAUCAUUGCUCCUGGGACAGAGAGUGCAGAUUUUUGUGUCGACACCGCUGUACAUCGUUAUAACUCUGAACUGGGAAGGAUUCUCGAUAUUCAUGCACCCCCGAAAGAAAGGAAAGUCCGGAUUCAUGUUGACUCUCCAUGGUAUAAUGACAACAUCCGCUCUCAGAAGAAAAAACGAAGAAGGCUGGAGAGGCAAUGGCGACAGUCUUCACUUCAUAUCCACCGGGAACUCUUCUCUGCCCAGCGUGACCUUGUCAAUUCCCUUGUGAAGAGGGCAAAGCGUUCCUAUUAUGUGGCUAUCAUUGAAGACUGUCACGACGACUCUAAAAAACUUUUUUCUGUGGCUAAUCGGCUGCUGAAUCGUCGACAAUCAUCACCUCUUCCUUCCCACUCUGACAGCUCGCAAAUGGCAUCUACUUUCCUUCACUUCUUCCAGACCAAAGUCAAGAUGAUCUGCGAUAGCUUAGCACCAGAUGAGUCUCCACACAGCCAACUCACUUCCUCCUCCUUUGACACUAUCCAACCUACCACUCCUGACGAGAUCAUGUUACUUUUCCGUAAACUUCCUUCCAAGUCAUGUCAGUCAGAUCCCAUUCCCACUAGAUUACUUAAGGAUUGUUCCCCUUCUGUUGCUCCAAUUCUCUCACAUCUAAUUAAUAUGAGUAUAGAACAGGCAUACGUUCCUCCCUCUCUGAAAGUUGCUCUCAUUACCCCACUGUUAAAAUAA